GGUGUCGGCGUCGGGUGCGCCUAUGACACCUGGGGGCUGCCACAGCACGACAAAGCCUGGGUAAAAAGCAGGCAGGGCGGUGUAGGGCAACGCUGCGACGGCGUACAAGCCGUAUAAAGUCAAGGGGCAGCGUCGGGCCGGCGCCAGGCAGCUUUUGCGGCCGGCCGCUGCAGCAAUCUAGUAUGUUUAUACUGUCAAAAAAGCUCUUUUGCAUCACAGUUGAUAUUGAAACCAAAUCAUGGGGCCCCCACCGGGGGAUCCAGGCUCCCCGGAGCCCCCACCGGCGCCCGGCCAGCGGCGCAGCCCGGCGCCGCCACCCAUGCCAGCCCAUGCUGUUCAAAUGCAGCCCGAAAGCAUACGUGCCCGUGAGCUGCGCGCCGCGCAAGCACAAAACAACGCCUCGGACGAGUCCGACGGCGCCCUGACGCCUCCGAAACCGCGGGUCCUCCCGCCCGUGCCGUCGCCGCGGUCCGCGCCGGCCGCGGACCGCCUCGCCGCGGAGAACGCGAUGUUGAAAGCCGCGCUGGAGAAUGCAAGGAAGACCAUCCACGACGCGGCCGCGGAGCGCGACGACCUAAGAAAGCGGGCCACGGAAGAAAUAAAUGCCAUGCGAGCCUCGCUCGACGCCGAACGCGCGGAGCUGCGCGAGGCCUCCUACACGAAGGCCGCCCUGUUGCGCCGGUCCGAGCCGCACGCGGACCUGGCGGAAGCAUUACAAUCUCUAGAAGCGAUGAAGGCCGGGGCCGCCGCGCGGGAUGCAAGGGACGCGGCGGCCAAGAGCGCCCUCGCCGACGAGGUGAGCGCUUUGAAGGCUUCUGGAAGAGCCGCGGCGCGGCUCCAGGCCGACCUCGCGGCCGCCCACGCCGAGCUCGAGGCGGAACGCCAGGGGCGGGCCGCGCAGACCGGCGCGUUCCGCGCGCAGCUCGACGACAUACGGGCCGCCAAGGAGGAGGCCUGCCGCGACGCCGUCGACUGGGCCGAGGAGUCAUCCAGGUUCAAGGGCGAGGUCACGGCGUUGCUCACGAAGUGUCAGAAACUCGAGGAGGACAAGGCGGCAGCCAUCGAAUCGAAUGGUGGAUUGGAGGCCGACCUCGCCGCCGCGCGCCGCGAGACGGAUGAGGUAACGGGGCGUUUAGAUGGCGCCGUCGCGAGCCUGGCGCAGGCCAAGACGGAGCAGGAGCGGUUGUACGCCGAAACGUCGAGCCUGAAGCGCGACCUCGCGGCGACGAAGGCGGACCUGGUCCAAUCAAAGGCCGACGCCGACGCGGCCCGGGACGCGCGCGACGCCGCGAUCGCGGACGCGCGCGCCGCGGCCAGGCGCUUCUCCCAAGAACUCGCGGCGGCGCGGGCCUCGGGCGAGACGCAGGCCGCCGCCGACGCGCGGGCCGCGGCGGAGCUCCAGCGCGACUUGGUUGCCGCGAAGGCCGCGCUCGACGUCGCGCGCACGCCGCCGGCGUCGCCGAACCCGCGCCUGUCCCAGCUCGAGGCCCACGCCGACGCCGCCGACGAGGCGCGCGACGCGGCCCUCGCCGAAUGUGUCCAGCUCCGCAAGAAGCUCUCUUCGUUGGAGGUGGACCGCGACGAAUUACAAGCGGGCCGGGAGACGAUCAAAGGCAAGGCCGCGAACCUCCAGCGGCGCCUGACGGCCCUCGAGGCCGAGCUGGCGGCGGCGCAGGAAGCGCACGAGGCCCGGCUCUCAUCAUUAGCCGAGGAGCGCGACCGGCGCGUCGGCGACGAGCGCGACCGCGUCGCUUCUUUAAGGCGCGAGCUCGCCGGGUCUAUAGCAGAUCGCGACGACCUCCGCGCGUCCGUCGACGUCCUGAAGCGGCGAAGUGAUACGCUCGAGAAGCAGCUGCGCGAGGAGCGCGCCGCGGCCGAAGUAGCAUCGGACCAAUUGAAGGAGGACCGCGAGCGGAGUUUGAGCGAGGAGCGCGCCGCCGGCGAGGCGACGGCCCAGAAACUGCGACGGGACCUCGACGCGAAGCAGGCCCAGCUCGACGAGGCCAACGCUUUAUUACUGAGCGGCCCCGCGCCGCGCGAGGCCGACGCGCCGGCCGUCGCCCGCCUCAAGGCCGAGCUCGCGACGGCGUCCGAGGCCCUGGACCGCAUGACCGUCGAGGCUGCCGACGCCGGCCACAGCGCCACGAACUUGAGGCGGGACGUCGAGAGCGAGCGCGACAAGCGCCGCAAGGCCGAGACCGAGGCGAACGACCAGCGCCGCGCCGCCGAGGAGGCGCUCAGCCAAGCGGACGCAGUCAAACGAGACGCCGACGCGCGGAUGGCCUCGGCGAAGCGCGAGGCCGACGCGCGGCUCGCGGCGGCCCAGCGCGAGGCCGAGCAGCGCCUCGCGGACGCCCGGCGCGGCGACGCCGAAGCGCUGGCGGACGCGAAACGCGACGCGGAAGCGAAGCGCCGUGACGCCGACGCGCUCCGGGCGUCGAACGCGGAACUGCAGCGCGUUGCCGACCGACUGCGGGAGGAGCUCUCGGAAAUGGGGGAACUGCGGCGCGAGCUCGCCGCGGCGAGGACGCCACGCGACGACGCGCCGCCGCCGCCGCCGCCGCUCCGGAAUCCGCAGGUCGCCGAGCUCCAGCGCGAGGUGGAGCGCCUCACCGAGGAGGCCGAGAGCCGGCGCGCGACGAGCUUCGUCGAGGCGACGCGGCUCCGGGACGAGGCCGACGCGGCGCGUGCCGUCGCCUCGGACCUGCGGGACGACCUCCGCGCGGCCGAGGGCCAGCGCGACGAGGCCGUCGACGCCGCGCGCAAGCUCGAGCGGACGGUCGCGCGGCUCAAGGGCGACGUCGACGCCGCGGCGGGCCGGCGCGACGCGGCGGACGCGCGCGCCUUGCACGAGGCCGCCGCCGCGCUCGACGCGGCCCGGCAGGCGCAGCGCGCCGCCGAGGGCGCGCGCGACGGCGCCGUCGCCGACGCGGCGCGGCUGCAGGCGGCGCUCGACGCGGCGCGGACCGAGUGGCACUCCCCGCGGCGGCACGGCACGCCCGAGGGCGCCGACGUCACCCGCCUCGAAGCGGAGCUCGCCGCGGCCCGCAAGGCCGAGGCCGCGACGGCGGCGCGUGUAAGGGACGAGUGCCGCGCGGAGGCGGCGCGGCUCGAGGCCGACCUCAAGGCCGCGUCGCAAAAGGCCGAGGCCGCGACGGCGGCGCGCGUGCGCGACGAGUGCCGCGCGGAGGCGGCGCGGCUCGAGGCCGACCUCAAGGCCGCGUCGCAAAAGGCCGAGGCCGCGACGGCGGCGCGUGUCAGGGACGAGUGCCGCGCCGAAGCCGUGCGGCUCGAGGCCGACCUGCGGGCCGACCGGAGCGAGCUCAACUCGGCGAAGACGUCGCUGGAACACGAGCUUGCGGCCAUGACCCGCGAGCGCGACGUCGCGCUCGCCGCGUGCUCCGAGGCGAACGGCGAGCUGCGGGCGUUGAAACUGAAGCACGAGCUCGAGGCCGAGCUCGAGGCCGUGCGCACGCCGCCGCGGGACCACGCCGCGCGCGCCGACCGGGCCGAGCGCGAGAAGAUGGAGGCGGAGGCGCGCGAGGCCGAGGUCCGCGCGGAGUUCGCUGCUUUACGUAGAAGACUCGACGCGGCCGAGGCGCGGGCGGCGUCGACGUCCGACAGCGAGGAAGUCCCGCGGUCACCGGCGGCGGCUCUAAAUGAGGAGGUGUCCGAGGUGCUGCGUGAGGCCGACCGCAGCGUGCGGCAGAAUAUCAGGAGGGUGGAGACGUUCGAGAGCGGCGACGCGCCCCAGACGCCGCCGCGGUCGCGCGGCUUAAGAAGACGCGUCGCUGCUUUAGCGGAGGAGCGGGACGCGCUCCUGGCGAACGCCGAGAAGCGGAUCAGUUCGCUGACGGAGCAGCUCGCGCGCGUGACGCAGGAGCGCGACGCUGCAAGACCCAUCGUCGAGACGAGGGGCCGCGCCACACAAACCAAGGUCUACGGCCUCCAGCAGCGGCCGCGGAGCGCGCCGCCGUCGCCCCGAGGGUCCUCGGACGACGAGGACCGCGGCAAGUGGCGGAGAGCGGAAGAUGAGUUGAAAUCGUUAAGGAGGAUGCUCGAGGACGCCGCGGCCUCGGAGGCGAGGGCCGUCGCGUCGCUGAAACGGGACCUGGCGGCGGCCCAGGCCGAGCUCGACGUGUUGCGGACGCCCCAGAAGAAUCCCAUGGAGCAGGCGUUGGCCGCGGAAAAAAGACGACGAGAGGUCCUCGAGGCCGAGCUUUCUGAGGUGCGGCAGGAGCUCGAGAAAGUAAGUGCCGGCGAGGCGCGGGCCGUCGCCACGCUGAAAAGGGACCUGGCGGCCACGAAGGCGUCCUUAGAAAUACACAGCGAGCCGGCGGACACUUCAGUUGUGAAGCGGCUGCGGGACGCGCUGAACGAGGCCACUUCCGAAUUGAAUGAAGCACGGAGUUCCAUGAAGUCGCAAAAGAAAACGGCGGACGAGCUCGAGGCAUGCCGCAGGGCCCACGCCGCGGAGAAGCAAGCGGCGGAGGAACUGCGGCAGAAAAUUCACGAAGCGUCUCUCGUAAGAACGCCGCCUCAGACGCCGCCGCGCGAGCCGUCGUCGGACCACGCCGCGGCGGGCAGCACCGCGGGCCGCAUGCGCGCCGCAGCUUUAAAGAGCCUGCGCACUGAGCUCGAGCACGCGCGGGCCGCGCUCGCGGAGAUGCGCCUUCGCUCCGACCACACGGAGGAGUCCCACGUCAAGGCGCUGCAGCACGACCUGCGGCACGCGGCCGAGGAGUGCCAGGAACUCCACGACGAAGUGGCUAAAGAAAAGAAGCUCCGCGCGGAGAGCGAGGAGGCUUUGCGCAUGGAGCAGAGCGUCUUCGCCGAGGCGGAGAUGGCGCUGCGGGGCAAGAUCUCCGAGAAGGCGGGCGCGCUCGAGGCCGAGCGCCGGCUGCGGGCCGAGGCCGAGGCGUCGCUCCAGGACAUGGCGGCGGUGUCCGCGGCGCUCGGCGCCGAGCGCCGGCGGCGCGGCGAGCUCGAGGCCGCCCUCGCAGAAUUACAAAGGACGAGCUCCGAGAAGGAAUCUUCAUUAAGAGUGGACCUCACGACGGCCGCGGACGCGUUGGGUGCCCUGGACGAGGAACAUAGAACUGAGGCGGCCGCGCUGCGAAGCAACCUGGAGGCGCAGCACGAGGUCGAGGCGAACCUGCGCGGCGAGCUGGCCCACGCGCAGGACGCCCUGCAGGCCGAGCGCGCGGCCUGGGCCGAGGUCGAGGCCGAGGUCGAGAAUGAGAGAGAGCAGCGGACGCGGACCGAGGACGAUCUAAGAGAAGAGCUCCGGGCGGUGGAGGCGGAUCGGACUCGGACCGAGGACGACCUGCGCGCCGAGCUUCAAUCAAAAGCGGAGGCCCUGGCCGCGGAGCAGGCGGCGCGGAACCGCACGGAGGCGGCGCUCGCCGAGGCCGUGCGGCCGCGGACCGGCGACGUCGAGCGCCUCGAGACGCACCUGGUCGACCUCGCGGCCGCGGCGACCGACGAGGUCGACGCGCACCGGAACGCGGCACAGCGGCGCGCGGCCGAGCUCCAGCGCGCCCGGAGCGACCACGAGGCCCAGGCUUCCAAUGCGCAGCGGCGCAUCGCCGCGCUCGAGCGCGAGCUGGCCGCGGCCCGCACGGCGCUCGAGGACGCGAACGCCGACGACGCGGCCGCCGCGCAGACGAUCGAGACGCUCGAGCGCGAGCUCGCACAUGUCAGUUCGGGAGCGACGGCCGCGGCGCGCGCCCACGAGCGCGCCCUGGGCGAGGCGCGCGACGAGGCGGCCGCGGAGGCGCGGACCGCGCAGCGCAAGGACGCGGAGCUCGCGCGCGCGAACGACGCGCUGCAGGCGGCCACGAACGACCGGGACGCGGCCGAGGCCACGAUCCAAGGGCUGCGGCGCGAUCUCGUGCGCCGCGGCGACGCCCUGCGGGUCGCGGAGGAGGACCGGGACGCGACUAUACAACAACUGCAGCGCGAGCUGGAGGCGACGAAGCGCGACGCGGCCAAGUGGAAGGACGACGCCGACGCGCUGCGGACCGAGGCCUUCGUCGAGGCGACGCGCCUGCGGGACGAGACGCAGGACGCGCGGACUCGGGCGCGCGAGGCAGCGGCUGCGCAGGCCGAGCGGCUGACGGCCGCCGAGCGCGAGCGGGACGAGCUCCGGCGGAGCGCCGACGAGCGAGCGAAGCGGUUGACAGUCGUCGAGGGCGAGCGGGACGAGCUCCGGCGGAGCGCCGACGAGCGAGCGAAGCGCCUGACGGUCGUCGAGGGCGAGCGGGACGAGCUCCGGCGGAGCGCGGACGAACAAGCGAAAAGAAGCAUAACGCUGGAGCGCGACCUGGCGGCCACGCGCGCCGAGGCCGCGCGGCGCCUCGCGGAGCUCGACGAGGCGGAGGCGGCGACGGCCGCGGCGGCGCGGACCGCCGCGACGCUCAAGGCCCGCGUGGCGACGGUCGAGGCCGAGAACGAGGAGCACACGACGCGCAAUGCGACGCUCAAGGCCCGCCUCGCCGCGCUCGAGGGCGCGCUCGCCGCCGCGGAGAGCGCGCCGGAGCCGCUCAAGGCGCGCCUCGCGGCCCUCGCGCAGGACCGCGACCGCCUCGCGGCCGACGCCGACGCGCGCCUGGCCGACGCCGAUCGCCGGGCCGCGGAGCAGCGCCGCCGCGUCGCCGCGCUCGAGGCGGACGCCGAGGCCCAAGCCGCCAAGGAGGAGGCGCUGCGGCGCCGCGUCGCCGCCCUCGAGGGCGACGUCGCGGCGGCGGCCGCCGCCCAGACGCCGCUGAAGGCGCGCCUCGCGACGGCGACCGACGACUUCGACGAGGUGGCGCGGGACCGCGACGCGCUCGCGCGCCGCGUCUUCGCCCUCGAGGGCGACGCGGACGCGCGGGCGCAGGAGGCCGCGGGCUUGCGUCGGAAGGUGAGCGCGCUCGAGGGCGAGCUCGCCGCCCACGCGCCGCUGAAGGCGCGCCUCGCGGCCGCGGGGGAAGACCACGACGAGCUCGGGCGCCAGCUCGCGGCCGCGACCCGCCGCGCCGCCGCCCUCGAGAGCGACCUCGCCGCGGCGACCGCCGCGCAGACGCCCCUAAAGGCGCGCCUCGCGGCCGCGGCGGACGACCAAGAGGCGGCAGCGCGGGACCGCGAGGCACUUUCGCGCCGCGUCGCCACCCUCGAGAACGACCAGACCCAGGAAGCCGCCGACUUGCGUAGGAAGGUAAGCGCGCUUGAGGGCGAGCUCACCAACGCGGCGGCCGCCGCGCAGACGCAGCUCGCGGCCGCGACCCGCCGCGCCGCCGCCCUCGAGAGCGACGUCGAGGCCCAGACCCAGGCGGCCGCCGGCCUCCGCCGGAAAAUAAGCGCGCUCGAGGGCGAGAAGGGCGCGCUCGGCGUCGCCGCCGAGGCGCGGCUCACCAAGCUCGCUUCGGAAAAGGCCGCGGCCGAGGCGCGGUGUGAAGAGUUGCGGCGCGCCGCCGAGGCCGCCGCCGCGCACACAGCGACGCACAGCGAGUUUCAGGACGCGGCGACGGCGCGGCUGGCCGAGGUCGAGCGCGCGCGGCGGGCGCUCGAGGGCGAGCGCGACCGGCUUCAGGAGGAGCAAGCGGGUGUCGACGCGGAGCUCCGGGCGCGGACCGAGAGAGCUGAAGAGGCCGAGGCGCAGGCGUCGGCGCUGCGCCAGGACCUCGAGAUCGUCGCCGCCGAGCGCGACGCCCUCCGGGCCGAGGCGGCGGAGGCGCGGGACGCGCUCGAGCGCCGCGUCGAAGUCCUAGCCAAGGAGCGGGACGAGCUCCGGACCGCGUCGGAAGAAAGCAAGGCCAAGCACGAGGCGCAACAAAAAGCGCUGGGCGUCGCGUCCGAGGCGCGCCUCGCCCAGCUCGACGCGAGGCGGAGCAAGGCCGAGGCGGACUGCGAGCGGCUCCGCCGCGACCGCGCGGCCGCCGACGAGCGGGCGCGCGCGGCGCUCGACGAGGCCGACGCGCGCCUCGCGGAGCUCGGCCGCCGCGUCGCGCAGCUCACGCACGAGAACGGCGACCUGCAGACGGCCGCCGCCGCGGCGCAGCGGCGGCUCCGGGCCCUCGAGGGCGAGGUUACAUUACUUGGAGACGGCCCGCGCGAGGUCCAGGAGUUGAGGAAGGAGCUCCGGACCUUGAACGACGAGCGCGACGCGGAGGUGGCCCAGGUGCGCCGCGAGCUCGGCGCGAUGACGCGCGCGCGCGACGAGGCGCGGGAGACGGGGGACGAGGCGCGGGCGGCGCUGCGGCGCAAACUCGGCGUGGCCGAGGCGGAGGCCGAGAGUGCAAUCGCCACGAUAUCGGCGCUGCGCGGCGAGGCGAGUGAAAACGAGGCGGCCCUGGCGCAGCUGCGCCGGGAGCUCGCCGAUGCGACGCGGGCGCGCGAGGAGGGCGAGGCGGCCCUUUCUGCGGCCCGCGCGGACGCCGCCGCUUUGGUCGACGAGCGCGACGAGCUAGCGAGGCACAUCGACGACGCCGACGCCGUCGCGGCGACGCUGCGGCGCCAGGUCGCGGACCUGGGGACCGAGCGCGACGCGCAUGAACUCGAUGCGAAGAAGUCGGGCCGCCGCGUGCGGGAGCUCGAGCGCGAGGCCGAGGCUGCGGUCGACUUGAAGCGCCAGCUCGUCUCCCUAAAAACGGACCGCGACGACCUGCAGACGAUGAGCGACGCGCGGAGCGCGGCGCUGCACCGGCGCAUCUCGACGCUGGAAGCGGAACUCACGGAAGCCUCGCAGCGGCUCCCGCCCCUGCGGGCCGAGGUCGCGGCCGCCGAGGACGCGGCGCGCGAGGCCCGCCGGGCGCGCGACGACGACGCGAGCGCGUUCCGACGCCAGGUUGCCGCGCUCGAGGCGCGCCUGGCGGAGGCGGAGCGGCCUGCCGUCGCGACGCCCCAGCGCCCCGACCGGGACCAGUUGCUCGAGGACGCCGAGGGUCGCGUUCAAACCCAGCGGCGGGCGCUCCUCUCCGCGACGCACGAGCGCGACGAAGCCAUGGCGCAGUACGACGUUUUGAGAAGACGCAUCGCGUCGCUGGAAGCGGCGCUCCAGGAGCAGCGGGACGCGGCCGACCGCACGACGCAGCAAUUGCGGAGCGAAAAACGAGAUUUGGAGAGCGAGCGCGACGAGAUGAUGAGGCAGAAGGACCACGAGUGCGGCGCGCUGAUCGACGAGCGGGACCAGUUACUCGUGGACACGGACGCGCGCAUGCUCGCGCUGACCGCGACGGACGAGCAAUUGCGGCGACGGGUCCACGAGCUGGAAAGUGCCCUCGCGCAAGCGGUCGCGGACCCGGUGCGCGAAAAGGCCGAGGCCGCGCAGCUCCAGGCCCUGGCCGCGGCGACGGAGGCGAGCGAGGCGGCGUUGCUGCGUCUGAAGAAGGAUAAGCGGGACCUGCUUGGCGAACUGGAGGCGCAGACGGCGCAGUCCAGCGACCUCCGCCGCCAGCUCGCCGAGGCCGAGGCCACGUCCAGUACCUUGUACGCGCGCCUGAAGACCAUGUCCGAGGAGCGCGACGACCUCGUGCAGGCGUCCGACCGGGCGGCGGCGCUCCACACGAAGAGAACGGCCGAGCUUGAAAACGCAUUGCACGCGACGCCGCGCCACGUGCUCGAGGAGAUCGCUUCCCUACGGGAGGCGACCAACGCCCUCAAAGCCGACAAGGAGGCCCAGGAGGCGGCCCUGGCCCAGAUGGAAGAGGUCCACAAGGAUCGCGUCGCCGCCCUCGAGGCGGCGCGCGACGACCUGACCGAGCGGCUGGCCGACGUGCAGGAGGGCCCCUGCGCGCACUGCUACGCCGUCGCCGACGAGCGCGACCAGCUUUUGAACGACGCGGACUCCGUCGUCAACGAGCUGCACGCACGCGUCGCAUCUCUAGAAACGGAGCGCGACGACGCUUUGAAAACGGGCCACGACACCUCAUCUACGCUCCGCGCGACCGUGGAGCGUUUAGAAGCGGAAGCCGAGCAGCUCAACGACAAGUGCGACGCCGCGGACCAGCGGAGCGCCUCCCUGAAGGCGCAGCUCGCGUCCCUGGCCGAGGCCCGCGACGAGGCCGACCAGGCGCAGGAGGUCACGGCUCGCGCGCUGCGGCGGCGCGUGUCCGAGCUCGAGGCGGCGGCCGAGGUCGACGCCCACGAGGCCGAGGAGAAACUGCGGCGCAUCGCGGAGCUGGAACAGAAUCAAUCGGCCGUUGUGCGCACGCCGCCGCGCGCGCGGGGCCCGUCGCCGGAGACCGUCGCGCCCGUGAACACGCCGACGCGCACGGCCAUCGAGGCGCUGGUCGACGCGGAGACGGCGGCGUCGCAGCGCGUCCGGGACCUGCAGAUUGAACUAAGGAGCCGCGACGACGACGCCUUCCGUUUACGAAGGGAGCUCGAGGCGGCGCGAGCGGACGCGGAGCGCGCGAGAAGUGACGCGGAGCGCGACUGCGAGCGGACGAUGACCGCCCUGAGAAGGGAGGCCGCCGCGGCCAAGGACGAGCGCGUCCAGGCGGAGGAGGCGCACCGGGUCACGAGGAGACGGCUCGAGGAGGCCGAAGCGCACACGCCUCAGGACGACGUUAAGGCUCUACUCGCGUCGGAGCGCAUCCAGCGCCUCGAGGCCGACCUCGCGCUGAAGACGCGCGCGAGCGAAAAGACCGUGGCCCAGGCGUCGCUGCGCGAGCAGGGCGCGACCGUGCACGCCCACGCCGCAAAGGCAGCCCUCGCCGAGGCGGGCGCGCGCCUCCAGCGCUUCGCGACGCGCGUCCAGGAGCUCGUGGACUUGGAAGUGGCGUCCGGCAAAGGGCAAUCCUCGCCGGAGGGUCGGACGGAGCUCCGCGAGGUCGUCUGGGCCUUCGACGACGGGGCCCUGCGGGCCGAGGAGGGUCCGCUGACGACGGCGCUCGAGCGCGCCCGGAGCCGCGCGCUGGCCGAGGCCUCGAAGGCCUGCGACGCCGUUGCCGCGCCGUCCGUCAAGGCGCUGACGGAGCUCGUGUGCCGGACGCUGCCGGCGAGAAGGCGGAACGUGAAGUCCGACCGGGUCCCGGAGCUCGAGCGGGCGCUGGCCGCGGCGAAGGAGCGGUACGCGCAGCAUGCGAUCGACAUGGCCGAUGCCCAGGCUCAGUUAGCUGAAUUGAAGGACGGCUUGACGCAACUCCAUGCCCAAAACUCCACAUUGAGUGAGCAGCUCGACGAGAAGACGCGCGUGGCCGAGGCGGCGCGGCGCGAGGCGGUGGAUGCCGUCAAGCUCGCCCGGGAGGGCUCGCACACGGCGCUACGCGACGUCGACGCCGCGCGCGUCACUCUGGAGGCCGAGGCGGAGCUCCGGAACCGGGAGCACGCGGCGGAGGUCGAGCAGCUCACUCAGGAAGCCGAAACGCACAAAGCGCGGGCGGAGAGCAGCGCCCAAGAGGCGGCGACGGCAUUGGCCCAAGUGGCUCAUCUCGAGGGCGAAGUUGAAAAUCUCCAGCAAGGAGAAGAGACGCUCCAGGCCCAGGUCGCGCACCUCGAGGGAGAGCUAGAAGCGUUACACGACGACGCCGAGCGCGCCGAGCGGCUCCUGCUCGUCCGGUGCCAUGCUUCCAAGAAGCGGGCGGUCGCGCGGGCCCUGAGGUAUGCGGAAGCGACCGUAUCGGCGGCCGUCGAACGACUAAGGCGCGCGACGCCGCCGUCGGAAGUAAAACUUCCGGAGAGCGGGAUGAUCGCGGUCCUCGCCGCGGCCGAGAUCGACCGGCCCGUGCUGGACUUCGACAAAGUGACCCUCGCACCACGUGUGGUGGAGGUGCCCGAGAUUACUCUCCCGGACGUCUUUGCGCGGCUCAACGUCGCAUCGCUCGAGAACGCGUCCGUUAUCGUCGACCCCGCCGCGCUCGCGGACGCGGCGCGCGCGACCGACGAAGUCCUGCGCGCCGCGCUGUCGGCGCCCACGCGAGCGGCCACGAGAAGCAGCCCCCACCUCGACGACGACGCCACGUUGAAGGUCAUCGAGGAGUUGAGGCUCGCGGCGACGGCGCUCGGCGACAAGUACGAGACGCGCCUCCACGAGGUCACUAGCUCCCGCGACGCCGCCGUGGCGCGUACCGGCGAGCUGGCGGCGGCGCUGUCGGAAGAGCGAGGCCUUGCGGCCGAGUGCGACGCGCGCGUCGCGGCGCUCGAGGAUUCUCUCGACCAACAGGCGCAGGACCACGCCACGGAGAUGCAGCAGCGCGAGCACCAAUUGCGCCUCGACGCGGACGAGGCGCUCCAGCGCGGCGUGCAACUCGCGGCGGAACAAGCGGCGACGGCGCGCGACGCCCACUGGGAGCGACGAUGGGAGGUUGCCGCCGCCGAGCAGGCGGCGAAGAACGGCGAGCUCGUUCGACGGCUCCACUCGUCGGUGAAGGAGCGGAACGAGGCCGUCGCGCAGGUGCGAGACGCUCUCAGGGCCGCCCGGGCCGCGCAGCAAGCUGUGGACGAGGUGUCUAUUGGACCGUCCGAGGACGUCGCCGCCGAGCUCGCCAAGGCCACUUCUGAGUUAGCGGACGCGAAGGCCGCGGCCGUCGCGGCGUCGAAGGCGGCGGCGCGCGAGCGCGACGACGGCCAGAAACGCUUGGAGGCGGCGGAGCAACGGCGCGUCCGGGAGCUCUCAAAGCUGGAGGACGAGUGGCGCGCGAAAUGCGCGGAGCAGGUCAAACGGGCGGAAGGUGUCGGCGAGGACCGGCUGGAGAGGCGGAUGAGGCAAGCCCAGGAGGACCUCGAGGCGGCGCGGGCGUCGUCGACCGAGGCCAUCGCCGCGGCGCACGGCCGCAGCGACGAGCGGCUGGCGCGCGAGCGGUCCAUGCGGCUCGCCGCCGAGACGGAACUCACGGAGGUCGAGCGGGCGAAGAGCGACGCCGAGCGCUUGCUGGCGAAGGGUCUCGAGGAUUUGGAGGCCGUCAUCCAGGACCGGGACGCGCGGCUCUUGCGGGCGUCCGAGGCGUCGCGCGAGGCGGCCGCCGACUUCGAGGAGAGGUUGGCCAACGGCGCGGCGGCGGCCGAGGCGGCCGAAUCUAGCUUGCGCGAGGACUUCGAGGGGCGCGUCGCCAAGCUGAACGAGGAGCUCGCAUCGAAGACCGCCGAACACGCGCAUCUGCAGGACGUGGCGCGCACGACAGAGGAGCAGCUCCGCCAGGUCUUGGACCGGGACGUCACGCACCGCGGGACGCAGAGCGUAGAGGUACACCGCGUCGACCGGCCGGCGCAGACGCAGAUCUAUGGGCUGGAGGUCGUGCCCGACAAGCCCCGCCGGAGGAAGAAGGACACGUCCGCGGUGGACCGGCGCUUCGAGGACGCGGCGGCGGCGCGGGCCGCCGCCGAGGCCAAGGCCGCGUUAGAUUUACGGGCGACGGAGGCGCGGUUCGCGGAGCAGUUGGCGGCUCUGCGGUCCGAGCGCGACGAGGUGGCGACGCUGAAGGCCGAGCUCGCGACGCGGACGCUUCAGAACCAGGACGAGGUCGAGGAACUCCAAAAGCGCCUGAGCGAGGCGACGGCCGAGGGCCAGCAAGUGAUGGCGCUGCAACAGCAGCUGGAAGAGGCCUCGACCGAGCUCAAGCAAGCAAAGGCUGACGCUGUCAAACGCGGCGAGGGCCUCGCGGACACAUUGAAGGCCCUCGAGGCGCGCCUGGUCGAGACCGAGGAGAGCCGGUCGAAGCUCGAGCUCCAGGCCGAAGAGACGCAGUCGCAGAACGAGCACCUCCAGCUGAAUUUGAGCGUGGCCCGGCGCGACGCCGAGGCCAGGCGCCAGGUCCACGACAAGAAUUUGACUGAUCUCCAGCUUUCAUUGCGAGAGUGCCGCCAGGAGCUCCAGGGCUCGUUACAGGCGGAGAAGGGGCUCCGGCAGACGGUGGCUCUCCUCGAGGGUGAAGCCGAGGCGAGGAAGCGAUUGGAGGCGGAGGUGACCGAGUUGCGGUCCAAGGCGGAAGCCGAUGCGUCAUCAACCGGACGUGAACUGGCCGAGCUCAAGCGAGACCUCGCCCAGGCGCAAUCGGAACUCGCCGUGUCGUCCCAAGUUGUUCCCGAGUCGCCGAUGGUAAAACGGCGCCUCGCGCGCCUCGAGGGCGAGCUCGCCGAGGCGUUGGAUGGCAUCGAAACGGCGAGGGAUGAGCUCAAUGAGGCCAAGCGACGAUUUAAGAAGGCGCUCGACGCGGCCCAGGCCGAACGCGACGCGCUGGAGCGCGACGCCGAGGAGACGGUGAAGAAAGCGCGCGCGACGGCCGAGGCGUCGGUCGCGAGCGCGCGCGCCGAGGCGGCGGACGCCGUGCGCCUCGCGCGUGGAUCGGCCGAGCAGGCGUCGCGCGACGUCGACGCUGCGCGCGUGACAUUGGACGCCGAGGCGGCGGAAAGGCACCAGGCGCACCAGCGGGAGCUCGCCGAGAUUGCUGGCGCUCGCGACGCCGCGCUGGCGGCGGCGGCGUCUGCGACCGACGAGGCGGCGCGGCUCCGGGAGGCGCUCGACUCGUCCGAGGCGCUCCGGGCCAUCGACGCGACGCCGCCGCGGCGCGUGCGCUUCGAGGCGGGCUCGGACGGGUCGGGCUGGCGCGGCACGUCGGACGACGAGUCGCCGGUCUGGCGCGGCGACGAGAGCGCCGUCGUCGCGGGGCUGCGACGGGAGCUUGCGGCGGCGAGGGCGGCGGCGUCGCCCGCGGCCGUGGCGUCGGAUGACGAGGAGAGCCCCGCCGUCGCUUCACUCAAGAGGGAGCUUGAGGCGGCGCGGGCGGCCUUGACUGAUCAACGGUUACGGGGCGACCCGGCCGAGGACGACGCCGUGGCGCGGCUGAGGGAGGCUCUAGGUAGAAAGGACGACCAGUUGGAAGUCCUGGAAGACGAGGUGUCGCGCUGCCGGGCGGACGUCGAGCGGCGGCGCGGCGUCGAGGAGGAACUGCGGCGCGAGCUCCUCGCGAAGACGAGCUCGACGCCGCCGUCCGGCGCCAAACUGCUCCGGACGCUGGCGCAUGGCGACGAGGAGAGCGCUGACAUCGAGGCGCUCGCGCGUGACCUGGAAGAGGCACAGGAGACCAUCUCAUCCCUCGAAGAGGCUGCCGACGAAGCUCAGCGGACCAUCGAAACUCUGGAGACGGCGGCGGCCCAGGACGAGGCGGCGCUCGAGGCCUACGACUGGAAGCUGGAAGAAGCCCAGGACCGCGCUGCCGCGCUAGAGGACGAAAUAAGGGCGGCGCGCGACGCCGCCGCCGAAGCACGGCGGCGCGCCUCCGCGCUCGAUGAUGAGAUAAAGGCGAUGCGCGAGACCGUCGCCGAGACCGCCACGCUCCGCGGGGAGCGGGACGAGGCGCGACGCGCUCUCGACGAGUCCCAGGCGCUCCUUGGGACUUCGCGAGGCGCUGAAGCGAAGGCGACGGACGACCUCGCGGCCCUACGUAAAGCUCAUGAGGACGCCGUCGCCGCGCAGGCGACGGACUCAUUACGCGUCGGGCGCCUCGAGGCCGCGCUCGAGCAGCAUGGCACCGACCUCGUGGCGGCGACCGCGGCGGCGGCUCGCGCGGAAGGAGCCCUAUCCCGUAAGGCGGACGAGGUGAAACGGCUCGAGGCGAUAAUCCAACAGAAGGAGCAGGACACCGUCGAGGCGAGCCGCAAAAGAGAUGCUGAUGACCACGCGGCGGUGGAACGCCUCCAGGCGUGCUUGAAAGAUCGGGAGACCGAGACGGCCCGCGUGUUGGACCAAGCUAAGGCAAACGCGGUGGCUUGCAUGGCGAAGUAUCAGUUGUUGGAAGCGUCGUCUGCGACGAGCAGCGCGCGAGUGCGGGCGCUUGAGGAGCGCAUGGCGGGUCCGCGGCCGGUGUCCGUCCGUCUCCGUAGUGUUUUUUACCAACCGUACGCCAUCGACGCGACGCCUCACCCGUCGUCCCGCGCAGCUCAAACCGCCGCUGUCGCCAUUUUGAAUGAUGAGAGAGAUAAGGAGCUGCGCAAAUUAAGGGAUGCUGCCCUCGAGGCUACGCCACUAGCUUUAGCAGGCUCCAGGCGAGAUAAUGCGUCGCUGCGGCGGGCCCUCCAACAAGCUCGCGCCGAAGUCCAGUCGCUACGACGCCUUCCUCCUCGUAUCUCCGACGCAUCACGAAAAGCAGCGGAGGCGCUAAAGCAUGAGCUCAAUCCAAAUACGACGCCGCAACGCGUCGACGCCCUGAAGGAAAGGAUUGUCCGGCUCGAGGCCGAGCGCGACGCGCUCCGAAACAAGCUAUCAAAGAUUCCAAACGCGAGCGUGGAAUUGAAUGCGUUGCGCGCCGAGGUCCAGGCCGCGCGCGACGAGGCCCUGCGCGCGCGGACGGACCUCGCGGCCGGGGGCGACCUCAGCGGACGGCUCGCGGCGGCCGAGGACCGCGCGGCGACGCUGACGUCGCUGAAUGCCGGACUCGUGCGGAAGUGCGAGCGGCUCCUGGCGGAGAGCGGUCGUCCGCCGGCUUCUUCUUUGUAA
This is a messenger RNA of Pelagomonas calceolata, 16414 nucleotides long. The record is from the annotation of a GenBank genome assembly. NCBI's taxonomy places the organism in Eukaryota, Pelagophyceae, Pelagomonadales, Pelagomonadaceae.